This is a messenger RNA of Dreissena polymorpha, 2656 nucleotides long. RefSeq names its product mitotic spindle assembly checkpoint protein MAD2B-like. The transcript is spliced from 6 exons. The coding region runs from base 103 to 792 and encodes 229 amino acids. NCBI's taxonomy places the organism in Eukaryota, Metazoa, Mollusca, Bivalvia, Myida, Dreissenidae. Gene Ontology annotation, cellular component: zeta DNA polymerase complex. The record is from RefSeq and is a predicted model, not a curated record.
CGCCAUGAAUAUAGUUACUUCCCUUUAUUGAAAGUUGGUCUUAGCCGAGAAUGUAAACAUAAAGAACAACAGAACAUGUAAUCUUUGCAAGUUAUAAAAAAGAUGAAUACUGGCGAAAUUAAUAAGACUGCAGUGGGCAGUGAUAUUUUUGCAGAGUUCUUGGAGACAAGUAUUCACUUAAUUUUGUACAACAGACUCCUCUACCCACCUGGUGUGUUUGAAAGAAGGAAGAAAUACAAUGUUCCUGUACAGAUGUGCCUCCAUCCAGAUGUCAAUGGCUACAUCUCCAAGGUGAUUGGAGGGGUAAAGGACAUGGUUGCUAGGGGAGACGUCUCCAUGGUUACCAUGGUAGUGCUGGACCAGGCACAGAACCCACUCGAGAGAUUUGUGUUUGAGUUGGGAAAGCCAACAGAAAACGAAAGGGAUGACCAGUAUAUGUUUCGACUAGAAGAUGCCCUCAGAGCAUUCCUGCUUAAGCUGAGUGUAGCAGAUUCCUUACUGAAGCCUCUACCAGAAGACUGCAGCUGGGCGGUGCAUGUACACACAAGAGAAAGUACCGCGGACAAGUUCAUCCAGACACAGUCUGUUCAGGUCUGUACACACAAGAGAGAGUACUGCAGACAAGUUCAUUCAGACACAGUCUGUUCAGGAUUUCACAUGGGUUCCAGCAGACGAGAAGCAAACGACUCUGAGAAAUGCAAGUCUUCUGCCAUUGAAGACAGCAGACACGGCAUUACUCAAGAUGCAGAUGUUUGUAGAAGAGAGUUCCCUGAAGGAUCAAACAUGACAUAAUCAUUACCAGUGACGUUGUACAUUGCGUCAUUUCCGAUGAACGAUAUUACUCUUUCGUUUAUAAAAUGAGACGUGAUUAAAUUAAGAGGGGGUAAUCACGUGACAAACAAGAUGGCGACGUCCUUGCGAGGCAGGUAUUUUUCGUCGUUUUAUACCCGUUAUUACUUGUAGUUUUUUUUUAUUCCGCUCACUUUCCAGACAUAUUAGGAAGAAAGUUACUGGCUUUUAUUUCAUAAUAAUAUUCGCUCUAUAUCUCGACUUUACUCGGUGCGAAAUUUCUUAGCGGGAUGACCUAAUUAGGGCUCCACUAAGACAAUUUGCGCGGAGUAAAGCCGAGAUAUAAAGCGAAUUUAAAUACGAAAUAAACGCUAAUCACCUUUUUACUGAUAUGGCUGGAAAGUGAGCGUCAUUUGAACAAUAAACAGAAGUAAUAAAGGGUAUAAAACGGCGAAAAAUAACUGUCUCGGUAUACAUGUACGUCGCCAUCUUGACUAUCGCGUGAUUACUCCCUCUGUGAAUAGGGGCCAGUUGUGACGUCAUUCUUAUGACACUUUGAAGAAUGUGAUGUUGUUUAACAGUUUUAUUAGUUAUUGAACGAAAUAACAAUUAACAUUUUAUGUGAAAGCUAGCACGAUAAAAUCUUUGUAUGUUAAUGAGCAGUAUGAAUAGAAAUUGAAUGUUAUGGCAUGAUAGGAACAUUGUGUGCAAGUGUCACGUGUUUGGAUAACUCUAGAAGUUAAAGUGAUCUUUUCACGGUGUGGUAAAUUGACAAAAUUGAAAAAAGUUGUUUCAGAUUCGCAAAUUUUCGUUUUAGUUAUGAUAUUUGUGAGGAAACAGUAAUACUGAACAUUUACCAUGGUCUAAUAGAGCCAUUAUAUGCAUCUUUUGACGAUUUUAAAACCUAAAAAUUAUAAAGCGUUGCAACGCGAAACGAUUUAAUAAUUUGGAGAGUUCUGUUUUUGUCGUUAAAUUUUGUGAAACUACGAAGAUUGCUUAUAUAAGGUAUAAAAUACGUUCAGCAUGUGUACUCGGCGGAAUAGCUCAGCAGGCUAAAGCGUUUUUACUUCAGGACUCUGGCAGGACUCCAGGGGUCACUGGUUCGAAACCUGGUCCGGGCAAUGUUCUUUUCCUUUUUUAAAUUUUAUUCUUGAUUUUUUACUGGAGCUUUUACGAUCCAAUGUUUAAAUUUAUCGAUAUAAAGCAUUUAAUGAAUAAGUUAAAAAAAUGCCAAAAUCUGUGAAAAGGCCCCUUUAAAGUGAAGCCUUCUGCUGUGAAAACUGAUUUGACGAAUGGGAGGUAUUUAGGCAGUUUGUCAGAUUUUUUUUAAUACAAUGUUUAGCUAAAAGGAGCUCAUUGAAAGUUGUUCCCAUGAAAUAUAUGCUUUCGUUAAAACAAUGCUCAUCCCAUCUUUUCCUGUAGAUACUAAUCUAGUAACAAAGACCUAUAGAUAUAUUCUAUAGGUCUUUGCUAGUAACAAUAUUAUAUAUCGAUGAAAAAUAAAUUCAAUUUAAAAAAUUGUUUCGUUCAUCCCUCCACUGUGAUUGAACUCAUAUCUACAAAAUCACCUACAAACUACAUCAAUCCUGAUAACUAAACUGCACGUGCGUGUAGUGGUUCUAAUUACAAAUUUAGUUCAAUAUGAAUUUGCCAAUCUUCUGUUUUUCACGCUUCAGCUUAAGGUUUUCCUGGACACAAAAGUGUAUAUUUAUACCAUUUGUUAUAUUAAUUGAGCAUUAUUAAAACGAGAUAUACGUGCUAAGCAACAAUGUAAUUUAUUUUGUUUCUAUUUGUGAAAAUAUUUUACCUGAUUAUUGUAGAAAUGCGCCGUUAAAUUCGAAAUUGUUAAAUUGUAAUGAAAUUUUAA